This is a messenger RNA of Salvelinus fontinalis (brook trout), 6612 nucleotides long. Its product is annotated as excitatory amino acid transporter 2-like. Gene Ontology annotation, molecular function: glutamate:sodium symporter activity; L-glutamate transmembrane transporter activity; neutral L-amino acid transmembrane transporter activity. The record is from RefSeq and is a predicted model, not a curated record. Bases 306 to 2054 code for a protein of 582 amino acids. Gene Ontology annotation, cellular component: plasma membrane. NCBI's taxonomy places the organism in Eukaryota, Metazoa, Chordata, Actinopteri, Salmoniformes, Salmonidae. Gene Ontology annotation, biological process: L-glutamate transmembrane transport. The transcript is spliced from 11 exons.
UAGUCUGGUCCACUUCAAUGGUAGUGACAGAUAUCAGGACUGACAGGGCAGCUCUGGUCAGUGUGGCUGGAUGCUCUUUUCUUGCUGGAUGCUAAAGAGAAGUUGCUGGCCUACUGUGAACUGUAGCUGAGUUUUUGGGAAGAUCCAGUCAUAGCCCUCAGGUUAAUGUGCUGGGUGUUAUAUCUUCUGACAUACCUAUGACAGUGUCUGAUGAAGCAGCAGGGAUUGCACCUUGUCUUUCUAUUGGCUGACUGGCUCCUUCUAUAGAGCCUAGCCUGAGGCGGAAGAUUAUCUAACUUUGGUCAAUGUACACAGCACUCACCUCGACCGCACCAGAGAUAAAUGCCAGCAUCAUGCCUAAGCAAGUGGAGGUGAGGAUGCACGAAAGUCACCUGGAGCCCAUCGAGGCCAGGCCCAGGAACAAGUGUAUCAGCUGCUUCUCUUCUCUUUUCAAGAACCUGCUGCUCACGCUCACUGUACUCGGUGUGAUUCUGGGGGCUGUGUCUGGGAUGCUGCUUCGUUAUGCCUCUCCCAUCCACCCAGACAUUGUCAUGGUGAUUGCGUUUCCUGGAGACAUCCUGAUGAGGAUGCUGAAGAUGUUGAUCCUGCCUCUCAUCAUCUCCAGCUUAAUCACAGGUCUGGCUGGUCUAGAUGCCAAGUCUAGCGGUCGCCUGGGCACCAGGGCAAUGGUUUACUACAUGUCCACCACAGUGAUUGCUGCAGUGCUGGGAGUCAUCCUAGUGCUGGUCAUACACCCUGGAAACCCCAAGAUGAAGGAGCAGCUGGGAGAUGGCCAAAAGCACGAUGAUGUGUCCAGCCUGGAUGCCUUCUUUGACCUCAUCAGGAACCUGUUCCCUGAGAACCUGGUGCAGGCCUGCUUCCAGCAGAUCCAAACAGUCACUAAGAAGGUGGAGAAGGUGAUUGAGGAAGACAUCAAUGCCACCACCACCUUGGAAGGCCUCCUGUCCAACGCCACCAAGGAGCCUGAGUUCAUCAUCAAGAAGUCCCUCCAGUUCAAGAGUGGCAUGAACGUGUUAGGAGUGAUUGGCUUCUUCAUUGCCUUCGGCAUCUGCAUGGGGAAGAUGGGAGAGAGGGCCAAGCUCAUGCUGGAGUUCUUCAACAUCCUCAACGAGAUUGUUAUGAACCUGGUUAUCAUGAUCAUGUGGUACUCUCCCUUCGGUAUCUGCUGCCUGAUCUGUGGUAAGAUCAUCUCCAUUGAUGAUCUGGAGGUGGUUGCUAGGCAGCUGGGGAUGUACAUGGUGACCGUGAUCGUGGGCUUGAUCAUCCACGGAGCCAUCUUCCUGCCUGCCAUCUACUUUGCCAUUGUCAGGAAAAACCCCUACACCUUCUUCAUGGGCAUCUUCCAGGCCUGGAUCACUGCCUUGGGGACAGCCUCCAGUGCUGGUACACUGCCUGUCACCUUCCGUUGCCUGGAGGAAAACUUGGGCAUCGAUAAGAGAGUCACCCGUUUCGUGCUCCCUGUCGGCGCCACCAUCAACAUGGACGGAACCGCCCUCUACGAGGCCGUGGCAGCCAUCUUUAUCGCCCAGAUGAACAACAUCUACCUGGAUGCUGGUCAGAUCGUCACUGUCAGUCUGACAGCUACCCUGGCCAGUGUUGGUGCGGCCAGUAUUCCCAGUGCUGGACUGGUGACUAUGCUUCUGAUCCUCACUGCAGUGGGCCUGCCAACUCAGGACAUCAGUCUGCUGGUUGCUGUUGACUGGCUCCUGGACCGGUUCCGUACCUCGGUGAAUGUGGUGGGAGACUCGUAUGGCGCGGGUAUCGUGUACCACCUGUCCAAGGCUGAGCUGGAUGAGCUGGACGCUACACAUGGCAAGUCGGGCGACAUCGAGAUGAUGAACAAGACCUCGUCCUACUAUGAUGACCUCAAGAACCACCACGAAAACAACUCCAACCAGUGCGUCCAGUAUGCCGCUCACAAUUCAGUCGUAGUAGAUGAGUGCAAGGUAACCUUGGCCACUAACGGCUCUACUGCUGCGGCAGCCGUGGCGGAGCGCACACUUGUUGAGGAGGAACCCCGGAAACGUGAAUAAAGCCAGCACACAGAUCCCCAGCUCCACAGGCUUUCCUAUCUGGUGAAAAAAUGAGUGAACGAAAAAAAAGAGUCAUGCGAACAGAACUACUAAUUGUUUUUCUUAUGUAGCUUUAUUUUGCAUUUUUAUUAGUCCCUUUACAGUGUUUCUAACCAUCUAUCUGACUGACUGAGAUGAAUAAUACUAAUUAACUUAUCAGUGAAACGAUAACAGAGGCAUGUUUUACCUGUUAGAACACUAAUGUGUGCAUCAUAGCAAACACUUGAACAACGGACAUCAAGGCUUGGGAGGGAGGGUGGGAAGAGAAAAACAAACUGUUACUUAAAUAAUUCCUAGAAUUGUUUUUAUGAGAGCAUUGCAUUCAAAACAGGGGGGAGGGUCAGUGUGUGGGGGAGUAACACUGGAACAACAGUCCUUCAGAGUGUGAUGGUAGCUGUGAGUUUGACACUGGCAAUCUGGCAGUCUGGCAGUCUGGCAGUCUAACAACAGACGGAGUGUGGGACAUAAGAGUUUGAAUCAUGCUAAACAUAAGGUAUGCCUGUAUCAAACUCCACAUUAUAUUUUUUAGAAGCGUGUCAUUACUAUUACCAAUGAUACCACAGUAGACAGCUGUUAUUUGACCCCUGGCCCCUUUUACCUUACAAGAUAAACUUUUACCUAUACCUGACAGAGCCCCUGUAACCUAUCUGAGUGUCUUUGCUACCUGCUAUUACCCACAAUCCCAUGGAGGAACCACGUUGGUGAUAAUGUAGAAUGUAGAGAUAAGGCAGGGUCUGCAGACUGAGCCUUACUCCACAAGCACACGUUCUCUGAAAAGCACAAAAUACAAAAGAAACAUGGAACCUCUCCUCCCUAUUUUAUUGUUAUACAUUUUGUUGACUACUGUAAGGGAGAGGGACUUUUUCAAUGUCGCCUCUAGUGUGAGAUUAUAUACUGUAUCUGUGUGAUUUGUGUGUGUGUGUGAUUCGUGUGUGUGUGUGUGUGUGUGUGUGUGUGUGUGUGUGUGUGUGUGUGUGUGUGUGUGUGUGUGUGUGUGUGUGUGUGUGUGUGUGUGUGUGUGUGUGUGUGUGUGUGUGUGUGUGGGGGGGGGGGGGGGGUGUAUGGGAUGGGAGUGAGAACAUGACAUAUCUCCCCAUGACUAAUAAGGACCAAACAGGCAUAUGAUAAAUCAAGCCAGAAGCCUUUGAAACGCCUCCAUGACUUCACUGACAGUCAUUGAUAUCGUCUUUUGGGGUUUCUUACUCUGCACACAAUCCAUUUGUAGCUAACUCCAGGUAGAAAGUGUCUCAUCACUCAUUUAAACUUCCAAAUUAGUUACUAAGAAAUUGAUAAAGCUCUCUGCCCCGCAAUUACUGCAACACAUGAAAAUCAAAAGUAAAGUUAAAAUGUGUCCACAAAUACAAAUAUAUCAAUAUCUUCAGUUCAGGGCUGUAUUUCAUAUUAAGUACUAGGAAGUAUUUAUUAUACCCCUCCCAGAUAUUCGGAAGCUAUCAAUUUCAUGAUGUGAGGCCAACAAAAAUGAGAACCAAGAGUUUUUGGGAAGGAUCUCGAAAUAUAUCUAGAACCAUAAUUUGUAUGAAAAUAUAAAGCACAAAUGAAGUUGUUUUAAUAAAACAGAAUACAAAAACAGAAUAUACAUUGAAUACUGAGUCCAUAUAGCACAAUUGCAGCUUUGAGUAUAAACUAGUUCUGUCUGAUUUUUGUAUCCCUUUUUGACACUGAUCUCUUUUCACAUUCAUCAUUCAUAAUUUGAGGAACCCGAUAAGGGAAACUAUACUCAGGCUUUAGCAUGAACUCCUUGGAAUUGAGAGAGACACUUUCACAAAGUCCUCAACACGUUUAGCUGCUCAUGAAAGAAAAUAGGCCAUUGACAAUUGCCUUGUAUAGCACAAGUUGGAUAUGAAUGCUUGACUUUGAACACGUUGACUGUUUACCACCUUGACAUUUUUUAAAGAGAUGUUUUGUAUACUUACACCUAUAUGACAGAGAUAAAGUUUCCCUUUACAACUAUUCAUAAGUAAGCUACUUUUAUUAAGGGAUUCUUGUUAGGAACAGCACACAGAAACUUGCCAAAUUUUCCAACAUUAACAUUCCAGUGACUCAAACUUUCUUGGGUUCCCUUUUUGGAUGAAAGCACAAACACACAUAUUUUAUCAAAGAUGGUGCAGAACAACCACAGAGUUUAAAUAAAAGUGCAAGUUUCAACAGGUUGAUAACUCCCUGCACAACUAGUGGCCAGGUGGAGUUAUUACAUCAUAACAAUUUUUUUCCAGACCCUUAGAGGGGUCUCCUUAGUGAUUAAACAACUCUAACCUCUUACCACAGAUGCUGACGACUGUUCUUAGAAACCGUGUAUGCUGCAGCUAUAUGUAUCAUUGGUCUCAUAUGGUUACUACUGUAGAGCAGUCAUCUGGAUGCCUGAAAUGUUUACUGCAGGCUUCCCAACUAUUAGGUAGGAGAAUUCUAUCCCCCUAAUGGAACAUAAAUGUCUAAAAAGUGAAACACACACAAAGUUAGAUCACCGGCUGCUAAUAUUUAAUGCGCAUAUGUGAUUGUAUGAGAGACGUUUUGUGCAGGUGAGGCGUUCUGCAGGUGUGGAUGUAAUUUCUUUAUCCGUGUCGUGUCCUGCUCUCUUGUCCUGUUUUGAUCAUUUUGCUCAAUGACAACCUUGCCUUGAAGAUGUUAACUCUAAACUGUGCAGUCAGUUUGACCGUCAUGACAAUGCUGAUUAAAGUAACACUAGAACAAUGAACACUCACGUUCAUAGUGCAGUACACAGUCCCUUAGUUACCUUAAACACUUUCUCAGUAAGAAGAUCUACGCCACGUUGCUUUUAAGCUUGUAUAACUGCCAUCACACACAGACACACAGAUGCAAAUACACACACUCACGCAUGCACACUCGCACACACACGCAUACACACACACACACUUACACACUUAAACCUGGAAGGUCACCACACACAUUCUUACAUGCAAUGAGUGAGCUAAAGAGCACAGCAUUGAAACCCCCGAUGGCCCUAGGGCCUAACCUUUGACCUUGUGACCUUCAGUAACAAGUCCUCCAGUAGGGAGCGGAUGCAGACCAGUAUGUCAUCAAUGGGGAUUGAGUGUUGGACCACUAUUACGUUCAAACUCACUGUUUGCAUGAAGUAAAAAAUGAGUAUAAUUUUUUUACACCACUAUCUUAAAAGCAUGAUAUUGAGGUGCCUCCUUGCACUUUGUGUAUAUAUUGUAGGCAACAGAUAUUUUUUUUGUUUGUUUUAUUUGGGGGGGGGGGGUGUUGACAUGGUAUGUAGAAAUAGAAAUGAAUUGCUGUGACAUUUUUUGUAAUCCUCUAGAAAAAUAUAAUCUAUGUUCUGAAUAAAAAUAGAUUAGUCAAAAUGUAUAGAAAAUAAUGUGCAAGAAUUUUUAUUUUAUUUUUUACAUUUAAUAGCUGUUAACUAGUUGUCUCACUUAGCUGUCACACACCAAUAUAUAAAUAUAUUGUUUUGUAUCUAAUGUAAGCGUUUUGAAUGUUUGUUCCAUGGAGAUAUGUUGCGUGCAUUCCUUUUCACUGUACAUAAAUAUAUAUAUAUAUAAUUACUCUGUUCAAUGGCACUGCAGAACGUUCCAGAGGUUACAAUGAUUUUGAAGCAAACAUGUUGAACUGGCAAGACAAAGCGAAAGAGGAAGGAAAGUAUCUGAUUUAAGAAGGGAGUGCAUAUGGGGUGGUGGGCUCUUUCUAAUUUGGUGAGAUGUGGAUGUUAUCAUGACUAGGUUUGCAGAAGAAGAGAAACAUCAAAUUGACCCUGUACGUACUAUUAACGAAUGAAACAAGCACAGCCGAGCUGUUCGUUACUUCAAUAUGACUGAAAUAGCAAAUCUGAUCAGAAUGUCAGGUGCAGUACCAAGACUUUCUACCAGAGAACACCAACACACUGUUAGUGUCCACCAUCUUGUCUUGUGCAGUAUGUACUAUGCUGUGGUAAUUACAAGACAUGGAUAUCUACACCAAACAGUAAAGGUUCAUGUUUAGAUUCUGCCUAAGAGUUCAACUGUAACAGUAGUGAGCCCAAGUGUCAUAUCCACGCACUAGCCUCUGUCGAACCAGCACUUUCAAACCACCAGCACCAUUUCAAUAAACCCUCCAGACACAUAUUGAUCAAUUUGCCUUUUUGCUUUUCCUAAUUGUCAUCACAAUUGUCUGCACGCACGAACAAAUCCAAUAUAUUAAGUAAACGAUGUCAAAAUGGAAAUUGAUUGGCACAGUAUUUCUAAGAGUAGCCAGUAGAUCUUUAUAUCUAUAAGUCUGUAUUCUACAGAAGUCUCUGUCUUUCUGAUAGGAUCAUCCUGAGUAUCCUGAUAACCUAUCUAUUUGAAAAGUUGUUGUUGUAAUGUUGAUGUAAAGGGAGAGCUUACGUGGGGGGGAGAUAGAAUAUUAAAAAAUAAAUGCAAAACAUAUAUGAAUUAUUUUCUUUACCAGCUCUGUGGUAUUAAAGUAUGUUCAUAUCAAUAAGUGUUGUACCUUUGGUGUACAUAUGAUUAUGAUAACUAAUAAAUGUUGAUUCAUAACUAAA